AACCACCUCUACUGCAAAUAGAGGGUGUUUUCUUACGGAACACCCAUCCAUGGACUUCUCAACGCUCUUAGCGUUCUUCUUGUCGUCAGCUAUCACAGUAUGGCUUAUUGUGCCAAUCGUUGGAGUCGUCACUCGAUUCCGUAUCAAUUACACCCCCAAAGGAGUGGGUUUGGGUGAAACUGAGGAAGGGGACAGUCAGAGGCUUAGUCAAGACAUGCGUGUUGGCCCCGUCGUGAAUUCUCCGCUAGCAAUGUUCCUUCGCGUCAAGAGGAUUGAGGGGUACCAGGGAUUGUACAAGGGAUUGAUGCCCUUGCUGUUGACCGCCAUCCUCCAACACAUCCUGAGCUACAUUUUCAUUUCUGGAGGAGGCACCUCCCCACGCUAUGCUAUUUCUUCACAGGGGUUAUGGGGGACGAUUCUGUGGUGCUUCUUUAUCGUCAUUUGGUCCAUUCCUCGUGAAAUUCUGGUCAACCGUGCAAUUUGUACUCCACAUAAAUUACCAUGGUUAAACCCCAGACUAGCGCUGCGGGUCCUAUUCACCUCGUACGAACGCCAGAACCCUUGGCGCCUAUACUUCACACCUGGUAUCGCCCUUGCCCAAGCUCUCCACGUCAUUUACUUCUUUACUGUCGUUCGCGGCGCAAGAUCCCUCUUCGUUCCAUCAUUCACCCCCGGAUACCGUAGCUCAUGGGGCGUCUUGCGUGGUUUCUGGCCCUUCGUGGGUUUCGUGGUCUAUAUUCUUUUCCUAUGCCUGGGUUUCAUAGUCCUGUGCCCUCUUGAGGUGCUAGCGGCUCGCCUAAGCGUCCAGAGAAACCACUAUAGGAGUGCUGGUGGCGUGCCAGCACCUGUGCAGGAGGAGCUUCCGCCGGGAUUAGAAUACUCUGGGGAGAAUGAGGAUGUCAUUGGCCUAAGAGACGAGGAUCAGCCAUAUGAAGGGUUGUUGGAUGCGAUGAGAAAGAUAGUGGAGGAGGAAGGGUGGAGCACGCUUUAUCGCGCCUUUUAUUUGACGUUGUUCGGGACCGUGUUUGCGGGGUUGACAUAAACUCCGGAAACUAUGACCCUUGUGCUUAUUCUUUGCAACACAUAUUUGUAUGUUGACUCUGCAAAAUUGUAUGUUGAGUCCCCACGCACUGUCUAUCUUGAUAAAGAAAGAAAUGCCGCUCAG
Molecule: messenger RNA, 1165 nt
Organism: Cantharellus anzutake
Lineage: Eukaryota; Fungi; Basidiomycota; Agaricomycetes; Cantharellales; Hydnaceae
Product: mitochondrial carrier
Exons: 4
Coding region: 50-1042 (330 amino acids)
Biological process (GO): nucleotide transport; folate import into mitochondrion
Molecular function (GO): FAD transmembrane transporter activity; folic acid transmembrane transporter activity
Source: RefSeq, a predicted model, not a curated record